CCUUAAAGGCACGCAGCUGUAGCUUCCGGGUGGAAGCUGUUACGCACUACUAGUCGGGAAACGCCUUGGUCCCCGUUUACCAGCCCGCCCGGGAUGGCCCCCAAAGUCUCGGACUCUGUGGAACAGCUCCGCGCUGCCGGCAACCAGAACUUCCGCAAUGGCCAGUACGGCGAGGCCUCGGCGCUGUACGAGCGCGCACUGCGGCUGCUGCAGGCGCGAGCUGUUGCGCACUACUCAGCGGGGAACGGAGGUGGUCCCUGUUUGCCGGCCUCCCGGGAUGGCCCCCAAACUCUCAGACUCUGUGGAAGAGCUCCGCGCUGCCGGCAACCAGAGUUUCCGCAACGGCCAGUACGCCGAGGCUUCGGCGCUGUACGAGCGCGCGUUGCGACUGCUGCAGGCGCGAGGUUCUGCAGACCCAGAAGAAGAAAGUGUUCUGUACUCCAACCGUGCAGCGUGCUACUUGAAGGAUGGAAACUGCACAGACUGCAUCAAAGAUUGCACUUCAGCACUGGCCUUGGUUCCCUUCAGCAUCAAGCCCUUGCUGCGAAGAGCAUCUGCAUAUGAGGCCCUGGAGAAGUACUCCUUAGCCUAUGUCGACUAUAAGACUGUGCUGCAGAUUGAUAACAGUGUGGCAUCAGCCCUGGAAGGCAUCAACAGAAUAACCAGAGCUCUCAUGGACUCCCUGGGACCUGAGUGGCGCCAGAAGCUGCCCCCUAUCCCUGUGGUGCCUGUUUCAGCCCAGAAGAGAUGGAAUUCCUUGCCUUCGGAGAACCACAAAGAGACAGCUAAAACCAAAUCCAAAGAAACCACAGCCACAAAGAGCAGAGUGCCUUCUGCUGGGGAUGUGGAGAGAGCCAAAGUUCUGAAAGAAGAAGGCAAUGAGCUUGUAAAGAAAGGCAACCAUAAGAAAGCUAUUGAGAAGUACAGUGAAAGCCUCUUGUUUAGUAGCCUGGAAUCUGCCACAUACAGCAACAGAGCGCUCUGUCAUCUGGUCCUGAAGCAGUACAAGGAGGCAGUAAAGGACUGCACAGAAGCCCUCAAGCUGGAUGGGAAGAAUGUAAAGGCAUUUUACAGACGGGCUCAAGCCCACAAGGCACUCAAGGACUAUAAAUCCAGCCUUGCGGAUAUUAGCAGCCUCCUACAAAUUGAACCUAGGAAUGGCCCUGCACAGAAGUUACGGCAGGAAGUUAACCAGAACAUGAACUAAACCAUAGAGGGCAACAAGAACCCUGUCCUUGACCUCCCCGGAGAAGCUAGGGCCUCCCCUGCAUCUGCCCCAAUACCCAGCAUGCCACCAAGGGAGUGCAAAAUUAACCCCACUUUGACUCCUUGGAGAGGUAGCAGCCUUCCACCUGAGAAGUUUUGCUGGUUCAGAUUAAGUCCAUUACAGAUAAGCACAGGACUCUUUUUUUUUCUUCCUUCCCCCCCCCCCCCACCCCCCCGAGAAAGGUCCCCACUAGAGUUAAAAAGAAGUGUGAAGCCACAGCCCUGGCCUCAUCCGCUUGCUUCUGCCUGGCCCUUGUCAACAGAGUCCCUGACCCAGAUAUGUGCAGACUGGGUGCCUUGUGGCUUCCUAUGACACCAUGCCUUUGCAGUUCACCUGAACUGGGAGAGUAGCAUUGAUAGGCUAAAAGUGCUUGCUUACCUAUACCCACAGCAGCCUGUUGAGCUGGUUCUCCAAGGCUGCCAUCUCCCCAAGGGGACAGCUGCUAUCUGCACCCUGUCCUUGGCACAGUGUCCUGUGUUGAGCCCCAGUGCCUUUAGUCCAGGCCCUUUGUGGGAAGGCAGAGCCUAACCCUUAGAGGCUCUGUGCUGUUGCCUUCUGUAUGAGCUACCUACACUGUUCAAAGAGCCCAUAUUCCUCCUGGGAUGGGGAGAGAGGCCUCCUUGAGAUUCGUGUCCCUCCAGUCUGAGCAGGAACUUAACCUUUUCCCCCAGCAGCAGCCCCUCAGGCUUCUUCUUUGUUUUGUUGUGUUGUUAAUAUGUUGAAGUUAAUUGAACUGAUUUUAUUGAAGUGUGUGUUGCUGUUGCAUUAAAGGUUUUCUUCUGUA
Molecule: messenger RNA, 2051 nt
Organism: Arvicanthis niloticus (Nile rat)
Lineage: Eukaryota; Metazoa; Chordata; Mammalia; Rodentia; Muridae
Gene: Tomm34
Product: translocase of outer mitochondrial membrane 34
Cellular component (GO): mitochondrion; cytosol
Molecular function (GO): heat shock protein binding
Source: RefSeq, a predicted model, not a curated record